AUGGCUAGUCCGAACCAUCUGCAGGUCCCUCGAGAAUCGGUCUCCACAACGAUCACUGCUUCCACACAACCUGAAAUUCGACUAUACCCGAGAAGAUUCCUUAUUUUGGCGUUAUUUAUAUUCUUAUCGGCUUCGAACUCCCUUCAAUGGAUCGAAUACAGUAUUAUUGCCGAGACAGUCGUCGAUUACUGGGGAGUUUCGUAUAAUUGGGUGGAUUGGACAAGCAUGAUCUACAUGCUAACAUAUGCCAUCUUGAUUUUCCCUGGCAGGUAAGGCUUGAGGGGUUUGGGGACAUUUUAUACGACGAAAGAUGCUUGGGAGAGGUUUUGCCCUUAGGGUAAGAUGGAAAAUUUGUUAUUUUUUGCUAUCCUAGGCCCGCUAAGAGCUUUCAGAACAAAAAAAAAUAAAAUUACUUGACGAUUUUUGGCAAAGUGACAUUUUAUACGAUUAAAGGUGUCUGAAGUAAAAAUUUACCAUCCGGCAAUAAAAAAAUAUGAUUUCUUAGUGAGAAACGUAGCCCAGGGAUCUCUGGAACCCAAAAAGUUCAAUUCCUAAUUGAUUUUUGGCAAAGUGACAUUUUAUACGAUCAAAGCUAUCCAAUUCUAAAUUCAAUUGUAUGCUAUAUGUAUCAUUUUCAGCUGGUUCUUAGACCGAUUCGGCCUCCGAAAGUCAGUCCUACUCGCCGCAUUCGGCAAUUGCCUCGGGUCAUGGCUCAAAAUCUUGUCCGUUGACCCAUCUCACUUUUGGCUGACCUUUCUCGCGCAAACCAUCGAUGGAGCCUCUCAAACCUUUAUCCUUGGGAUUCCAAGUCAUCUAGCGGCUACCUGGUUUGGUCACAACGAGGUUUCCACUGCUUGCGCCGCCGGAGUUUUUGGGAAUCAACUGGGAAUCGCGAUUGGGUUCAUUUUGCCCCCAUGGUUGGUGCAGAAUGGGUCGAAAGAGGCGGUUGGACGGGAUUUGAACGUGCUUUUUAUGGUGUCAGCGGUGGCAAAUACCAUAAUCUUCCUUAUGAUUAUCUUUUGUAAGUUCUUGAGGGAAAUUUUUAGCGAAUUUUGAGAAGUUUUUGAUUUUUUUUGUUUUUUGACAUUUUUUUGAUUUUUCGAGGGAAAACUCUGUAGUUUUUGGUCUCAAAAGAUAGCCAGAGUAAUUGUGGAAGAAUCAGAGAAUUUUAGACACCUCAUAUAUACUCUUAAAAUCAAUUUUAGUCUUCAAAAACAAGCCUCCAAGUGCUCCAAGUUACGCUCAACUUCGCACCACAACCACCGACGAACCCUCGGGCUAUUUGGUCGACAUGAAGGCGCUUUGCAAACAUUGCAGCUUUAUCUUACUUCUACUUGCAUAUGGCAUCAAUGUGGGGGUGUUUUACGUCAUCUCCACCCUGUUGAGUCAGAUGAUCUCCCGGUAUCAUAAGGGUGCAAGUACGGAGACGGGAACGAUCGGGUUGCUGAUGGUGGUGGGUGGAAUGGCCGGCUCGGUGAUUUGUGGCUACUUGUUGGACAAAUUUCACAAAUUCAAGUGAGUUUUCAAAAAAAAUUUGAGGUUUUUCAGCUUACGUUUUUUAUCCAUAUUUUUUUGGGGAACGCAUAAAAUUUGACGUUUUUUGUCCAUAAAUUUUAUUUUCUAUUUAUUUGAGGACUCAAUGAAUCGUAUUUUACAAAUUUCACCACUCAAAAUCAGCUAAACCGACGGGUUUUGGGCCCCGCCACGAAAACCCUGAGAAUCAGGGAGAGUCUGCCAAAAGUUUCCAAAUUCAUAAAUAUGAUUGGAUAAACUAAUUUGGAGCCUAAAAAAUAUUUUUGUCUACUUUUUGAGUUAGUAUUCUCAUUAAGUUUUGCGUUUUUUGUGUUACACCUUUUUAUCCAUAAAUCAUAAAAUUUAACGUUUCUUGACCAUAUUUUUUUAUUUUUUGGUUUUUAAUAGCUCAUUAAAAAAUUGUGCAACGUAUUUUACAAUUUUUACAGCUCAAAAUUUUUGGAAAUAGUUUUUUUGGGUCCCACCACGAAAGCCCUGAGGAUCAGGGAAGGUCUCCGAAAAGGUUCGAAUUGACCGAAAAUGGACUUGACUUACAAUUUUAGAAAAUCUUUAUUAAUUUUUAACAUCUUUCAGGCUCACAACAGUAAUUGUUUACCUAUUAUCGGCAGUUGGAAUGCUCGCUUUCACCUUCACAAUCCACCUCGAUCUCUGGAUCACGUUCCUCACAGCGACCUUCCUCGGCUUCUUCAUGACCGGCUACUUGCCGGUGGGCUUCGAAUUCGGCGCGGAAUUGACGUAUCCGGCCUCAGAAGGCACAACUUCCGGGCUUCUGAAUCUCUUCGCCCAACUUUUUGGGAUCGGAAUGAUCAUCGGAAUGGGCCAAGUGAUCCGGCAUAUUGAUGUGUUCUGGUGCAACGUGAUGCUCUCUGCGUUUUUGUUGAUUGGCAUGGGCCUGACGUUGAUGAUUAAGGCGGAAUUGAGGAGAUUUAAUUCCCAAGCUCAGAGGCUGGAAGGCGCCGCUUUUGAUGUAAGUUUUGGAAGACAAAUAGGGUGAUAGGUGAGGUGUAGAUAAUGAAGAGGCCAGUAAAAGAUACCAUGCAAAAUUUUACGGAUUGAAAAAAUGUUUUUGAUGAUUUUUAAUUUGGACUUUUACGUUCUUUCAAAUUUUUUACCGUUUGAAACGUUAUGCCAAGAUUUUGAAUUUUGGCGGGAAAUUCAAAUUUUUUUGUCAUUCAUGAAAAUUUGAGACUUUACCGUGUUUUUUCAACCCAUUUCGGUCAGAUUUUUCUAAAAUAUCCCGCGUUUUUGACCGGUUGCAACACUAUGCCAAGAUUUUUUUUUGAAUUUUUUUUGCCGUUUUUUGCGGAGCGAAAGCUGGAGGGAUAUCCGAAAUAUGUUUUAAAAUACGUCUUUUUCUUUGGAGGUAUUUUUUGAUCAUCCAAUUUCUAUUUUUCUGCUUGUUUCGAAAUUUUUGUGAUUUUUUGGCCUAUGAAAAUGGGUUUCUCCGGUGUAUACUGAUAGUUUAUGGAUCUAGGCACAAUAUUUGUAAUUUUUCAGGUAAAAAGAAAGCCGUUUUUAGAGAUUUUAAAAAAUUCCAGUAAAAUUUUUUGGCUUAAUUAUUUGUUUUUUUCCAUAAAAGACUUUAUAUAUAUGUAUAGGUAUGCUGUAAUUGACAAUUCCUACCCGCAAAAAAUACAAAUUACUAAUAAUUUUCCCUUUCAGAACACCAAUUUCGCCACUGAAGAAGUUCGGCCGCCAUCGGCCGCGUCCGUCUCCCAAUCAGUCCCACCUUCGUUUUACUAG
Messenger RNA from Bursaphelenchus xylophilus (pine wood nematode), 3276 nucleotides. The record is from the annotation of a GenBank genome assembly. NCBI's taxonomy places the organism in Eukaryota, Metazoa, Nematoda, Chromadorea, Rhabditida, Aphelenchoididae.